AUGGCGUUGCAUACCGGCGAGACCACGCAGCAACAGGCCAUGAUUGAAGCCUUCCGGACCUGGUGCCGCGAGCAGGCGUGUGACAUGAGCCGAGUUCGGGUGGAUCGAACAUCCUCAGGGCUGGGCUUGGUGGCCGAGCAGGACAUUGGUGCAGGGGAGGUCGGCCUGUCAGUCCCUCUCGAAGCCUUGCUGACUGUUUCCGCCGCCGCGAAAACGGACAUUGGCCAGGCCGCCUUGAACAGCGCCACGACGCGGCAGGGGCGCCUCAGCUCCCAAGCGCUCAUGUACUUGGUCAUGGUGGACGGCUGGCAUGACCCGGCCAGCAAGUGGCACAGCUACCUGAGAUUGAUACCAACUAGGCACCAUGAUCCUCUUUGGUGGACCGACCAGGAGCGACAAGAGCGGCUGGAAGGAACGCAGCUCUUCCAUGAGGCCCAUCGUCACAUGUCGCAGUUGCGCGACGUCUAUGACUCCCUAUUUCCCGCUUUGUCUCAAGAGCUCCCUGCCUUCUUCCCCGUCGAGCGGUACACAUUUCAAGCAUUUCUUUGGGCUCGGUCCUCACUGUCCUCGCGCUGCUUCUCAAUGCAGCAGCUCCGCAGUUGGCUGGAACCCGAUGGCCAAGAGCCUCGGACGCCUCCGAACGUUGACCCGGCCGCCCACGAAGCCGAGCGCCUGGCAGAUGACUGCCCUGCGGCACUUUGCCCACUCUUGGAUAUGACGAACCACAACCCAGAGACACAGGUCCGUGUUGGCUUGGUGCGUUGCGCAGGGGCCGUCCAUCUUGGCAUCUCCUGCACGUCGCCGGUCGCAGCAGGAGGCGAGUUCUUCAACAACUACGGCUCCAGCCGGACGAACUUGCAACUGCUCUUGGCCCAUGGCUUCUGCGUACCCAACAACGCCUGCGACGCGCUACCUGUGAAAAUUCGUACCGACGAUGCCCGAAGGCCUCAGCUGCAGCGGCAAGCCCUGGAACUCGCAGGUCUUCAACCAGCAGAGGUCCACGAGCUUUCGUUGAAGAACUUGCUGCCUCCACGCCUGCUGGCCCUCCUGCGGAUCUUGUGUAUGCGGCCAGAUGGGCUGAAGACGUAUGUCAAGCAUGGAUCCGAUCUGCUCUUGAAGCUGCAGUCGCCCGUGCCGCCUACAAUCGAUUACUGUGAGGAGUGCGAGCUGGAGGCGCUGUCCACCUUAGAGGGCCAGCUGCUGACCCAGCAGAGCCGCAUCCCUCCGCCGGACCUAUCGGCGCCCUCUGCCCCGGAGCGGCACGCGGCCGUGUACCGGGCGGGGCAGCUGGCCAUCAUCUCGGAGGCGCUGAAGGAGCUCCGAAGAAGAAGGCAGCUCUUCUGCUCGGAGAACUCUCUCCUGGAGGAAGAAGAAGAGGAAGAGGAGGAGGGCGACUCUGUGGCUUCAGAGGAAGACGCAGACGAUGCUUCGACUUGA
This is a messenger RNA of Symbiodinium natans, 1437 nucleotides long. NCBI's taxonomy places the organism in Eukaryota, Dinophyceae, Suessiales, Symbiodiniaceae. The record is from the annotation of a GenBank genome assembly.